This is a messenger RNA of Eleginops maclovinus (Patagonian blennie), 2220 nucleotides long. It is a transcript of the gene nr1i2, whose product is annotated as nuclear receptor subfamily 1, group I, member 2. The record is from RefSeq and is a predicted model, not a curated record. The transcript is spliced from 10 exons. Gene Ontology annotation, molecular function: nuclear receptor activity; RNA polymerase II cis-regulatory region sequence-specific DNA binding; zinc ion binding. NCBI's taxonomy places the organism in Eukaryota, Metazoa, Chordata, Actinopteri, Perciformes, Eleginopidae. Bases 326 to 1657 code for a protein of 443 amino acids. Gene Ontology annotation, biological process: positive regulation of transcription by RNA polymerase II; cell differentiation; negative regulation of transcription by RNA polymerase II.
CCCAGCACCCGUACCGUAAUUACAUGAAUAGAGCUGGUGUUUUUAAUAUGUUUUUUAUGCUUUUUGCAAACGAUGAGCCAUUCUGCCUCAUUACUGCAGGACAAAAUACAAACACAUAUAUCGUAAACCUGCUGCUCACAACAGGAACUUUGAGGGGUGUGCGAAGGACCCCCCAGCUCACCUUUCCCCACAUUGGCGACGGGCCCGUCCUGUGGGCUGUAGCCAGCAGACUUGUAGAAACGAGCCCGAUACCAAACACCAAACAACACGGCCAGCAGGAAGAGCUGUGCGAUACUCGCUCACCUGUUCAAUUCACAGUAAGUGAAUGCUCUUGGAUUUACCACUGCAAGGCUUAACCCCCGGAAACCACAGACAGCUGUUGGGCAUCUGUAAUCACCGAGCAAGUGAGUGGGUGAGAAUGAAUGAGGCCACAGGAGAACAGAGCAUCCGAGAAGCGCUCAAAAGGAACAAUGAAGAGGAAGAAAUCCUGGAAGGAGACACAACAGAAGAUGAGGAGCCCAAAGCCUGCGGUGUGUGUGGAGAUCUGGCCAAGGGUUACCACUUUAAUGCUUUGACAUGUGAAGGCUGCAAGGGCUUCUUCAGACGUGCCAUAAAGAGGUCGACGCAGUUCCGCUGUAGGUUCCAGAACAAAUGCAACAUAACUAAAAACAACCGACGGUCGUGUCAAGCCUGCCGCUUCCGUAAAUGCCAGGCCAUAGGCAUGCGCCAAGAGAUGGUCAUGUCAGAGAAGGAAGUAAAGGAGAGGAGGUUCCGCAUCCAGACCAGGAAGAUGCUAGAUGUACCAGUGGAGCUUUCAACUCAACAAGAGGAAACCAUUCAGGAGCUACUCUGCAGCCACCACCACUCGUUCGACUCAGCAUUUUAUCGCUUCAGUGGCUUCAGGCCUAUGGACAGAAAUGUCCUUCCUGUAGGUGAGUAUGAGUCUGAAAGCGAGAACUGCUCGCUCUCCUCCACCAGUCUCUCUGGUUCCUUUGAAACACCAGAAAACGAAGAGCAUGAAGAGGCCGGAAAAAAAAGCAGUAUUUUCACUGCUCUUCCACAUGUAGCUGACCUGACCACUUACAUGAUUCAGGACAUCAUCACUUUCUCCAAAAGUCUCCGGGACUUCCGAUCUCUGAACAUAGAGGACCAAAUUUCUCUGUUAAAGGGAGCCACAUUUGAAAUAAUGCAGAUACGCUUCAAUAUGGUGUUUAACACAAAAACAGGAAUCUGGGAAUGUGGCCAUAUAACAUACUGCAUAAAUGAUGCUGUACGAGCGGGUUUCCAGCCUCUUCUGCUGGAGCCUCUGCUCAAAUUUCACCACACACUGCGCAACCUGGGCCUGCAGGACGAAGAGUAUGCCCUCAUGCAAGCCAUGUCCCUGUUUUCUCCAGACCGUCCAGGUGUGCAGCAGCACCGUGUGAUUGACGAGCUGCAUGAAAACUUGGCGGUGACUCUAAAGUCCUGGAUUGACUGCAGGAGGACAGGGCCAGAAAAACACCUGCUGUACCCCAAAGUGAUGUCCUGCCUCACUGAGAUGAGAACAAUGAAUGAGGAGUAUAGCAAACAGGUUCUGCAGAUCCAGGACAUCCAGCCAGACAUUAUCUCACCUCUCAUAAUGGAGGUGGUCAGUAAAAAUCCCUGCACUGACUUCUGAUAGUGACAUCUACUGUUCAUAGCCGAACCAGCUGAAUGUGCACAUUCAUUUGAAGAAGUCUUCUGUCUUUGAUGUUGUAAAAUGUGUCCAAAUACUAAAUAAUGCACUUACAUCAUGUGAUAGUCUGAAGCACAAAAUCCAGAUGAAGAUAAUUAAGUCCUGCUGAAAAACUAUCAUCUGGUGUCCGCUCACUUUCCGCAGGUCAAGUAAGCUAUUAAUUAGAAGGACAGCAUUAGGUUUCAGGGGUUACAGUGGCACUGGAUUGUGUUGGAUUUAACAUGUAUGUGUCAUUUGUUUUACCUACAGUACGUUUACUUUGUGUAUGAAUGAAUGCUGACAUAACGUUGUGAAGUUUAAUGUUUUCUAUAAGAGUCGCACACAGAAUUGUGAGAGAACUUUCUCAGAACAGUCAGAGCUGUAGCUGCAAAGACAAUCAUUGUUCCCUCAGGUUUAUGUUUAGUGUUUGAUGUAUUCAUGUGAAACAAGAAGGCUCUUCAAUUAUUUAAUAUUAAAUAAAACUGAGUUGUGUGGUGGGGCUUCUAUGGCCAUAAACCUAAGACAAA